Messenger RNA from Synchiropus splendidus (mandarinfish), 4576 nucleotides. RefSeq names its product v-ski avian sarcoma viral oncogene homolog a (gene skia). The record is from RefSeq and is a predicted model, not a curated record. The transcript is spliced from 7 exons. Lineage: Eukaryota; Metazoa; Chordata; Actinopteri; Syngnathiformes; Callionymidae. Gene Ontology annotation, biological process: negative regulation of BMP signaling pathway. The coding region runs from base 382 to 2553 and encodes 723 amino acids. Gene Ontology annotation, molecular function: SMAD binding; DNA-binding transcription factor activity, RNA polymerase II-specific; RNA polymerase II cis-regulatory region sequence-specific DNA binding. Gene Ontology annotation, cellular component: nucleus.
GACUUCUCAUCUCCAUACAGUCAGAUUGAACUGCGGGGGCAGACGGAGCGGACCGCGCCGCUCCUCCACAGCUAAUAAGGAUUUUCUAUAUCGAUUCACAACACCGCUUUUGUUUUCUUCCCACCUACCACGCUCUGGAAUCCCACCGACGGAACUUUGCGGAGUUUGCGGCGUUUCUUUCUCGUCCGUCGGACAUGGACAGUCGGCGACCCGAGUCAGGGAGCGACUGCCCGGCGUGCGCUCAGUAAGUCACGGGCAGAGGAGACUCCGACGUGGAUGUUUGAUGACGCGCUUGGCGUUUCCACCCGGGACGUCGUGGAGUCGGGAACCGAGGCUGUUUUGUAGAUCAGGCGUUUUGGCUUCUGAAGUAGUUGGGAAAACAUGGAGACUGUAAGUCGGCAGAGCUUCCAGCCUCACCCGGGACUGCAACAAACUCUCAAGCAGUUUCACCUCAGCUCUAUGAGCUCGCUGGGCGGCCCGGCGGCCUUCUCUGCCCGGUGGCAACAUGGGCUCCUCUUCAAGAAGGACGGCAAGGAUCCGGAGCCGGAGCCGGUCCUGCAGCAUCUGCCGCCGCCGGUGAUGGCCGGCCCGCUCUUCAUCCCCUCCGAUCGCUCCACGGAGCGCUGCGAGACGGUGCUGGAGAGCGAGACCAUCUCGUGCUUCGUGGUCGGCGGGGAGAAGCGGCUGUGCCUCCCGCAGAUCCUCAACACGGUGCUGCGCGACUUCUCCCUGCAGCAGAUCAACUCCGUCUGCGACGAGCUGCACAUCUACUGCUCCCGGUGCACGGCGGACCAGCUGGAGAUCCUCAAAGUCAUGGGGAUCCUGCCCUUCUCGGCGCCCUCCUGCGGCCUCAUCACCAAGACGGACGCGGAGCGCCUGUGCAACGCGCUCAUCUACGGAGGCGCCUAUCCGCCGCGGUGCAAGAAGGAGGCGAGCGGCGCUGCCCUGGAGCUGGAGCUGACGGAGAGGAGCUUCAAAGUCUACCACGAGUGCUUCGGCAAGUGCAAGGGCCUGUUCGUGCCGGAGCUGUACAGCAGCCCCAACGCAGCCUGCAUCCAGUGCAUGGACUGCAGACUCAUGUACCCGACGCACAAGUUCGUGGUGCACAGUCACAAGUCGCAGGAGAACAGGACUUGCCACUGGGGCUUCGACUCCGCCAACUGGAGGGCGUACAUCCUCCUGGGCCAGGAUUACACGGGCAAGGAGGAGAAGAGUCGCCUGGAGCAGCUGCUGGACGAACUUAAGGAGAAAUUCGACUUCGCCAACAAGUACAAGAGGAAAGCGUCGUCCAGGGCGUCCGACCCGCUCCCCACCAAAAAGUCCAAACAUGAAGACUUCCCUCUGCAGUCGCCGCUGGCCGACAAGGAGAAGCAUCACGACUGGCUGCAGUCUCUGUCCUCCUCCAAUAAGGCUCUUAACUGCAUCCAGCCCCGACAGAGGGCCUCGGCCUUCAGACCCUGGUCCCCGCACAUCUCCGCCGGCGACAAGGAGCCGUCCAAUCACCCGCUGGCGCUGCUGAGAGACAGUUUCUACAACUACAAGAGCCUGGAGAACGCCGUGGCCCCGAACGUGGCCCUCACUCCGCUCCCUCUCACCAAGGCGGGCCCCAUGUCUCCCUCGGUUCCCAGUGUGUCUCACCAAAGCCCUGGCGAGCCUGCCGCCGAGAGCGCCAGCAAGUCACGCAAGAGGAGGACGACUGAAGAGCAGCAGCCCCCAGAGGGUCCCAGCCCCAAGUCAGCCAGCAAGCCAGCACCUCCACCGGAAGACAAGGAUUCAGAGGUGGAAAUCGAAGUGGAGAGCAGGGACGAAUUCACCUCGUCGGUCUCCUCGCUCUCCUCGCCGUCCUUCACCUCAUCCAGCAGCUCCGCGAAGGACCUGAGUUCUCCAGGAGCCCAGGGUCCCAACUGCACCGUGACCACAGCUGAAGUCAGCACGGCCGCAGCUCCCCCGCCCUCCAACCCCAGCCCAGAACAGGGUCUGGAGUCCGAGCUGGAGAGUCUGAGGCAGGCGCUGGACAGUGGACUGGACUCCAAAGAGUCCAAGGAGAAGUUCCUGCACGAGAUCGUGAAGAUGAGGGUGAAGCAGGAGGAGAAGCUGGGGUCGGCCCUGCAGGCCAAGCGCAGCCUUCAACAGGAGCUGGAGUUCUUACGGGUGGCCAAAAAGGAGAAGCUGCGGGAGGCCACGGAGGCCAAGCGCAAUCUGAGGAAGGAAAUCGAGCGCCUGCGAGCCGAGAGCGAGAAGAAGAUGAAGGAAGCCAACGAGUCGCGCAUCCGUCUGAAGCGGGAGCUGGAGCAGGCGCGGCAGCUGAGGGUGUGUGAUAAAGGCUGCGAGGCCGGACGUCUGCGCGCCAAGUACUCCGCACUGAUUGAAGACCUCCAGAUGAAGCUGCAGCACGCGGAGGCCGACCGCGAGCAGCUCAGGGCGGACCUGUUGCACGAGCGGGAAGCCAGGGAGCACCUGGAGAGGGUGGUGAAGGAGCUGCAGCAGCAGCUGUGGCCCAAGUCCGGCAGCGAGGAGGAGCUGACAGCCAAGGAGACGCCUGCGAAGAACUAACGUCCCCAUCCUUGACCCCGCCCCCCGCACCCCUGCUGCGCCUCCGUCCACCAGAGCAGUUCGUCCUGGACAAAUCAGCGGCGCAGCAUCACAGGACACGCUUCAGGGGUGCUAUAGGUCCUGGACUCCGGAGAGCAGAAGACAUUAUAAGCUACACAACAGACUGGACGUGUAAAGUUACCGGACCACAAGUGAACAAAUGGUGCCGCCUCACUCCUCUCAGUGUUUUAGUCACGCCGUGCUGUGCGUUUCGGGGACACAUGGUGCGACCUUGGCGCCAUUUUUUUUUAAAAGCGAGCACUUGCUUUUGUGAAAUUCUUGCUCUCUGUCACGAUGCUAACACACACACACACACUCAUAUCUAAAGCGCCGGUUGUUCUGGGGCUCAUCUACGAUCACCACGAGCCGUUCUCUUCUAAUUAAAUUAAGGAUUGUAAAUAUGAAUAUAUGUUUUGUUUUUUUUAAUUUUACGAUAAUGAAUCGCACUUUUGUCCGAACAAACAACUGUCGUACUCCCCCCAGCUUCUCUCCGGGAAAAACAAUAUCGGAGUGUGGAGCGAUGAAGCGCCGUCUGUUACUCCGCAACACCUGUUUUUGUAAUAUACAGAAAUGUCACAUGAUCAGCUGGAGAGGCGUCGGGAGACUCGCACAAAUCACGUCUGGCGGCCGUCGCUCUGUGGGUACAAUGCAAUCAGAAUGUAGGUGUUUUCUCUUCCUUUUUCGGUUGUCGAUGUUUUGAUGGUGGAGAUAUUUUAUUGCUCGUCUGUUAUGUUCACUUUUUAAUAGAAAACUCAUAUUUUCUUUAUGCAUGAAAAUAAAAAAAAUUGCCAUUCAUAUAGUCAGCUAUGGGGCAUUGAUACUGUACAUGUUUUUAUUGCAAUAUUAAGCAUUUUUUUCUUAUAAGGAGGAAACGAAACUUGUGAAAUUAAUUGCGACAAAACAAAAGGAGGCAUAAUUAUGCUGGACAACCUCAAGUGCCUGCGGUGGGCGAAGGUUUCCAGAGGUGCUGAUGCCGCGGCUCAGCGCUCCCCGAAAGCACUCAGUUUACAAACCAAUUGAACAAAUGUGAGACGCUUUUCUGUCUGAAUGAGUGCUUUUUUAAAAAAAAAUCAGUUCAAAUCGACAAUAUGCAUGUUCCAUUUUUAUAGUUAUGAAGAGCCACUUUUGUGAAUUGUUACUUUGUAAAUAAAGGUGCGUCUCACAGGGGGCAUUACGUCGGAUGCCCAUUUCUUAAUGCUGAAAAUCUUUGACCGAAAAUUGGUACACCUUGUUUUUCUCUUCUUGUUCUACUUCGCUGGUGGUUUUCCUCCAGAAAAAAAAAGAGAUUUUAACCAAGUUGUUUUCUAAACUUUUUUGAGAGAUGCAGCAAUAAGAGUCCAGAUGAGUAGAUCGAUACUUGCCAGUGUGAAGAUUUGAAUUUCCAAAUGUAAAUAUGUUUUUCAUUUACACAGUUGUAUAAUAUAUGUACAUGGUGUUUCCUUUUUCAAAAAGGUUUUUUCUUACAAUAGAGGUUUCUUUUUCUUCCUUUUUAAAAAUGUUUUAACUGCAGUGUGUAAGAAAACACCCCCCACGUCCACGUUAAUCCAUAUUUUAUUUUUUACUGUAGAGUCUUUUUAUUGAAUUACUUUUUCACCGGUUCAUAUAUAUUUUUAACAGACUGCUCGGAUUGUCGUCCUCAUGUCUCCAUUUAGCCCUGUGCUGCUGCUAAUACAUAUAAACUUUACAGUCUAUUUUUAUGUAAGAGGUUAAUGUAAGCUUUCUCCUUUAUUAACGCAACAUAAACAGCAAGACAACAAGCUCGGCUUCUUCAUCGACUCCCCGUGUCUCCCUCAUCUGCUCACGCCUCCGUCGCCCCCCCUCUCCUUCCCCCUGGCCCUGCCACCCCCCCUGCACACGGACAUUAUUGUAAAGUAAAGGACUUUAUGAGAUUAUGUUUGAAAAUAGCUAUGCUUAUAUACAACAGUGACUGAAUGUACAGUGUAUAGAUGCAUUACCAGAAUUAAAGUUGUUUGUCCAAGAUUGA